GCAGCAGUGCAGUCAGCUGCAGGUCACAUGACCAGCUUGCCUUGUCUCACUGAGCAUGCUCAGACCCCUCAGUGUUGUCAGGCAAAAUAUAAGACAGCAGUAAGAGCAGAGAUCUGCAAUAGAUAAACACAUAGACCCGCACACACCAGCUGGCUUGCUCCUAGACACACACCGCAAGCAUCGAGGGACAGAUGCUCUAGAAUCGGAGGAUCGUGGCUCUGGUUUCUCCACUACCUUAUUUCGAUGGGUUUAUUGUCAUCUGUCAUUUCAGCGGAAAACAGGCACCGAUAGAAAGAGAGGCAGGUGUGCCCUUUAAGGGGGGUGGGUGGGGGGCAGCUGAAGCAAGGACAGCAUCCGUGUCUCCAUCCCUCUCUGGAGGCCGUGUAAAUCUGAGGAGUGGGGGAAAGAGAGGCGGCCAGUCAGAACUCUUCGGUUUUCCGUUCUCGUUCAUUCCACCUGGAAAAAAAACGGCUGCGAUGGUUGGCAGUCAAAGGCCCAAACCUGUCUGAGAGAGCCCUAUGAACAGCAGACCCAAUGGACAUCAAAGGCCAAUGUUGGACAGACGAGGAGUCGGACGGGGAGAACGAAUCGGAACAGUUUCUGUAUGGCAUUCAGUGCUGCUUGUUGCAGGGGACCUGUGCCGCUGACCUGUACCGUCACCCUCAACUGGAUGCAGACAUUGAGGCAGUGAAAGACAUCUACACAGACAGUGCUGUCUCUGUCAGGGAGUAUGGAACCAUUGAUGACGUGGACAUCGAUCUGCACAUUAACAUCGGUUUCUUAGAUGAGGAGGUUGCGACAGCUUGGAAAGUUAUCAGAACAGAGCCCAUUAUUCUGAGACUGCGCUUUUCUCUUUCUCAGUACCUCGAUGGACCUGAGCCGUCAGUAGAAGUGUUCCAGCCCUCAAAUAAAGAAGGCUUCAGCUUGGGCCUGCAGCUCAAAAAGAUCCUGAGUACGUUCACUUCACAGCAGUGGAAGCACCUCAGUAAUGAGUUCCUCAAGGCCCAGCAGGAGAAGAGGCACAGCUGGUUCAAAGCAGGAGGAACCAUCAAAAAGUUUCGUGCUGGGCUCAGCAUCUUCUCCCCCAUCCCCAAAUCUCCAAGUUUUCCUCUUAUCCAAGACACGGUUUUAAAAGGGAAGCUGAGUGUCCCUGAGCUGAGAGUGACCCGCCUGAUGAACCGCUCAAUCUCGUGUACCAUGAAGAACCCUAAAGGGGAGCUCUUCAGCUAUCCGCCAAAUAGCCAGACUGUGGCUGUCCCGGCGGCCAGGGCCCCAGCGCAGAUUACCACGAGGCAGCUGAUUGAAUUGUUUUUCUCAUCCCAGGCGGGCGGCCACUGCAAGAACAUCCCUACCUUGGAGUAUGGCUUCUUAGUGCAGAUAAUGAAGUACUCAGAACAGAGGAUCCCCACGCUUAACGAGUACUGCGUGGUGUGUGACGAACAGCACGUCUUUCAGAAUGGAUCCAUGCUGAAGCCCGCUGUGUGCACCAGGGAGCUGUGUGUGUUCUCAUUCUACACUCUGGGCGUGAUGUCCGGAGCUGCAGAGGAAGUGGCAACUGGAGCGGAGGUGGUGGAUUUGCUUGUGGCUAUGUGUCGAGCUGCUCUGGAGUCUCCCCGUAAGAGCAUAAUCUUUGAGCCCUACCCAUCAGUUGUUGAUCCCAAUGACCCCAAGACUCUGGCCUUCAACCCAAAGAAGAAGAAUUAUGAAAGACUGCAGAAGGCGCUGGACAGUGUUAUGUCCAUCCGGGAAAUGACCCAGGGCUCAUAUCUGGAGAUAAAGAAACAGAUGGACAAGCUGGACCCUUUGGCUCAUCCCCUGCUACAAUGGAUCAUUUCCAGCAACAGAUCACACAUUGUCAAGCUUCCUCUCAGUAGGCAACUAAAAUUCAUGCACACAUCCCACCAGUUCCUGCUGCUCAGCAGCCCCCCAGCCAAGGAAGCUCGUUUUCGCACUGCCAAGAAGCUGUACGGAAGCACGUUCGCCUUCCAUGGUUCCCAUAUAGAGAACUGGCACUCUGUUCUGAGAAAUGGACUAGUCAAUGCCUCUUAUACCAAACUGCAGCUGCAUGGGGCAGCGUAUGGAAAGGGCAUCUAUCUGAGCCCCAUCUCCAGCAUAUCUUUUGGAUACUCAGGAAUGGGGAAAGGACAGCACCGGAUGCCCACCAAAGAUGAACUAGUGCAGCGUUACAACCGCAUGAACACCAUACCGCAGAGCCGUCCGAUACAGUCAAGGUUUCUUCAGAGUCGAAACUUGAACUGCAUCGCUCUUUGUGAAGUUAUCACAUCUAAGGAUCUGCAGAAACAUGGUAACAUCUGGGUGUGUCCAGUAUCUGACCACGUCUGCACUCGCUUCUUUUUUGUGUAUGAGGAUGGCCAAGUAGGAGAUGCCAACAUCAACACCCAAGAGCCUAAGGUGCAGAAGGAGAUCAUGCGUGUGAUCGGGACCCAGAUCUACUCCAGCUAAUUGAGGUUCACCAGCGGCGCUCUGAUACGUCAUACGUCUCUGUGGUGGAGGCACACAGGCAGGCAGACAGUUAGAGCGAAUGUUUGGGUGAGCUGUCCUCAGGCCUCGUACUGGAGGAUGAGGAAGCUCUUGAGCACAUUAUUUCGAAAGUCUUUUUUUUUUGUUUUGUUCUGGUCUUCUUGUUUCCCUCCUUCGUUCCUCUUCCCUGAAUUGUUACGCAUCACUCAUUCAUUUAACCUUCAGUUUAGGUUUUAACCUGGUUAAAGUAUGCUGUUCUCAGUUCUUGGCAUUUGCAGACCACUGGUGAAGAAAAAAGGAAUUAAUCACUGGACACACGUGCGCACCCUUCUCUGACCUUGGGUUGACUGAGGCUUUUGCCUUUUUUUGCUGCACUUUUACUUAUCCCUAGGACUAAUCAUGUCCAUUUAUCAUGUCCCUUUGUGAAUAUUAAAAUAGUAAAAUAAUCAUUCCAAAUGAUAAUAGAUCCCUUUGUGGCAAAUGAGUGAUGGAUUUACAUGCACAUAGCAGUUUGGUCUCUUAUUGUGUUUGCAAAGUCAUUAUCUCUCAUUAGUUUAUUCAAUAUUCUUUGACUAAUGACAUGAAUUCGGGUCUGUGACACGGUUAUUCAAGGGGCAAGCACUGCUCUGUCAUUUUGUCCCUGUCUAUUGAAUGAAGCUCUCAGAAUCCAAUAAGUGAGGUGUGGCUGAAAUUCACCAUAAGUACUUUUAUAACAUUAUGUAAAAAGAAAUCCAGCUCUGUUUUUGUUGCAGAAUUAAAACAGAUUAAUGAUGCACUUUUAACAUUACAGCCCCCAAAUAUCAAAUGAACAAGAUUUGUUUGAGCUUUUAUGCGACGGGACAGAAGUGUAACACUGGUUCACGAGACCCAUCCUGGGAUCCAUUUUGUUAAUAUUUUACCGUUAACAUUUUAUAAAAUGACGGACUGGCAUCCACGCGGAUACCACUGAGAAUCAGCAUUCAGCUUUCAAGUUUUUGCUGCUGUUCCCCUAGUCGUCGCUGAGCACUCAGAUCAAAUGAAUAGUCGACAUGUUUUCGUCAGUUACAGCUCUUUCAACAUUUUUUUUUUUUUCCGCAGUUGAGUUGCAUUUCUAGUUCCUCAGUGCUAAGAAAACAGUCGCAAGGAGUGUGUCAAAGCUCAGUUGCAGGGAGUUUGGUGUCAUCUGGUGCAUGAUAGGAAAUAUGUCAGGCUAAAACUAUAAACUUUUCAAAAUUAAGAUAAGGUUGACCCAUCAACAACAGCAAUAUAAACUUACAUAAAUUAAAUAAUUAAAAAAAAUGAUGAAAUCUGUAAACAGCUACCAUCAGCUACUUACAUUAUCUGUUCAAAAAGUACCAUAAUCAGUGAUGUGCCACCAUUUUCUUUUAGUAGUCUACAUACUCAUAAAAACAAUGGAGGAUAUCUUAUUUUAAAACAAACCUCUCUGCGUACAAACUUCACUGACCACUGGAGUCACUAACAAAAUCCGCUGUACAGAAAAUCAUUUCCCCAAACUAUUUACAAAGGAGUGUCUGGUUCAGGUGAGCUGUUUCUCACCUCUAACCUUACAGACGCUGGAUAUUAUAGAGGUGCAUCCACGUGCAGCUCCUUGAUUUCACCUUGGAGAGUGGCUUGUAUAGAUUAUCAGUUAGUCAUGUACUGUAUGUAUGUAUGUACGUGUGGCUUUGUAUUUUCUUGACAUUAUAAUAGACAUUGCACUUAUUCAACGUUUGCCUAAACUGGAGAAAUUGACUGUCCCCAGACCUGCUGUAAACAGAAAGUGGAGAGGUGAAAAAUAUAAAUAAUCACGGCAUCGGUAAGACGACAAUACGCAGCAUCUUAAACUUGUCUGCACUAAGAUGGGCUUUCAUUGUCUCCUGGAGCUGAAACUCUUAACUACCGAGUGGACUUUGAGGCACUGAAAAGCAGACAAAUUGUAAAUAAGGACACUGGAGAUGCUCUUGAAAUGUAUUGCCCACAAAGAGAAUGGUCAAUUGUGUUGCGGGACUGCCAAUUGUUGUUGCCUGUUUUUUCCCGGAGGUGUGAGCGGCGAGUCUCAUUGAGAAUCUAUUCUCUCACCAUCUGCCUCUGGUGAGUAAUGUUUUCAAAGAUGAUGUCCAUGACUAUGAUGGUGAUUAUGAUGAAGAUGAAAGAAGGCGACGCAGGAAAAAAAAAAUAAAGCCUGAUUUUGCACAGUUUUA
Molecule: messenger RNA, 4661 nt
Organism: Mugil cephalus (flathead mullet)
Lineage: Eukaryota; Metazoa; Chordata; Actinopteri; Mugiliformes; Mugilidae
Product: protein mono-ADP-ribosyltransferase PARP6
Exons: 23
Coding region: 535-2463 (642 amino acids)
Biological process (GO): endoplasmic reticulum unfolded protein response
Cellular component (GO): membrane; endoplasmic reticulum tubular network; intracellular anatomical structure
Molecular function (GO): protein serine/threonine kinase activator activity; kinase binding; NAD+ poly-ADP-ribosyltransferase activity
Source: RefSeq, a predicted model, not a curated record